GCGAGGAGCCUCCCGGCGGCUCCCAAGCGGGCUUCGAGUUAAACUAGGGCUUUGGCCCCAUGACCCCGACCAAGCCCCGCCCCUUCCUGGUUGUCUUAGCGACGGCGGUGGCGUCCCAAGAUGGCGUCGUGGCUGCCGGAGACUCUGUUCGAAAUCUUCCGACAAGGCUCGGCGCCGAGCAAGGACUAUUACCAGGUGUUGGUCACCCGGUCUCAGGUCAUCUUUCGAUGGUGGAAGAUCUCCCUGCGGAGCGAGUACCGAUUCUCCAAACCUGGAGAGGUGAAGGAAAGCCACAAAGACUUCCUACAAAACGCUCACCUCCAGGUUCAAGUUGCCUUAGCUUUUGGCGCCAGGAUAUUAGGACAUAUCCGCAAUUUAUGCGAAGGUAAAUUUGACUUCCUUGAACGCCUCCCCGACAGUUUGCUCCUGAGGAUCUUCGCGUACCUGGAUCUCGAAGACAUCGCCCGGCUCUCGCAAACGUCACAAAGAUUUUCGAAGUUGUGCAAGUGUGAGGAGCUCUGGGAGAGGAUCGUGCGGGCCGCCUGCGACACCGUGAGCCCGGACAUGAGGGCGCUGGCCGCCGAGGUGGGCUGGAGGCAGAUGUUCUUCUUCACCAAUAAGCUGCAGUUACAGCGCCAGCUGCGGAGGCGGAGGCAGAGGCAUGGGCGGCCACCCGCCAGGGGGCGCCCUGCCUUUUAUUAUUAUUGUUACAUCGGGGGUGCCCUGUCCGACACGAUCGGGACAUAA
This is a messenger RNA of Sorex fumeus (smoky shrew), 747 nucleotides long. It is a transcript of the gene FBXO36, whose product is annotated as F-box protein 36. Gene Ontology annotation, molecular function: protein binding. NCBI's taxonomy places the organism in Eukaryota, Metazoa, Chordata, Mammalia, Eulipotyphla, Soricidae. The transcript is spliced from 5 exons. Gene Ontology annotation, biological process: SCF-dependent proteasomal ubiquitin-dependent protein catabolic process. The record is from RefSeq and is a predicted model, not a curated record. The coding region runs from base 121 to 747 and encodes 208 amino acids. Gene Ontology annotation, cellular component: SCF ubiquitin ligase complex.